Propithecus coquereli (Coquerel's sifaka) is the source of this 972-nucleotide messenger RNA. It is a transcript of the gene IBSP, whose product is annotated as integrin-binding sialoprotein. Lineage: Eukaryota; Metazoa; Chordata; Mammalia; Primates; Indriidae. Gene Ontology annotation, cellular component: extracellular region. The coding region runs from base 67 to 972 and encodes 301 amino acids. Gene Ontology annotation, biological process: ossification; cell adhesion; bone mineralization. The record is from RefSeq and is a predicted model, not a curated record. The transcript is spliced from 7 exons.
UCUGUGCCACUCACUGCCUGAGCCUCCCUCCUCACUCCCGGACUGCCAAAGGAAGCAAUCACCAAAAUGAAGACUGCUUUAAUUUUGCUCAGCAUUUUGGGAAUGGCCUGUGCUUUCUCAAUGAAAAAUUUGCAUCGAAGAGUCAAACUAGAGGAUUCUGAAGAAAAUGGGGUCUUUAAGUACAGGCCACGAUAUUAUCUCUACAAGCAUGCCUACUUUCAUCCUGCUCUGAAACGAUUUCCAGUUCAGGGCAGUAGUGACUCAUCUGAAGAAAAUGAAGAUGGUGAUAGUUCAGAAGAGGAGGAGGAAGAAGAGGAGGCUUCAAAUGAAGAAGAAAACAACGAAAAUUCUGAUGAAAACGAAGAUGAAGACUCUGAGGCUGACAACACCACGCUUUCCGCUGUCACACCUGACUACGGAGAGGUCACACCUGGGACAGGGUUAGCUGCGAUCCAGCUGCCCAAGAAGGCUGGGGAUUCGCGAAGCAAAGCUACAAAAAAGAAAGAAAGUGAUGAAGAAGAAGAGGAGGAGGAGGAGGAGGAAGAAAACGAAGAAAACGAAGCAGAGGUGGAUGCAAACGAGCAAGGCGUUAACGGCACCAGCUCCAACAGCACAGAGACCGAAAACGGCAACGGCAGCAGCGGGGGCGACGACGGGGAAGAAAGUGUCACCGGAGCCAGCCAAGAAGGAGGCACCACCUCCCCAAAUGCUGGGUUCUGGCCCACAGCCCCGCCCCCGGAGGUCUACGGGACCAGCUCGCCACCGUCUGGGAGAAGCACGGCCGCGGCGUACGACGCGGAGUACGAGCAAACGGGCACCAGCGAGUACGACAGCGGGUACGAAGUCUACGACAGCGAGCACGGGGGACCUCGCGGGGACACUUACCGAGCCUACGAGGGGGAGGACGGCCACUACAAAGGGCAAGGCUACGACGGCUACUACGACGGCCAGGAUUACUACUACCACCAGUGA